Messenger RNA from Aureobasidium melanogenum CBS 110374, 1341 nucleotides. RefSeq lists its product as uncharacterized. The record is from RefSeq and is a predicted model, not a curated record. The transcript has a single exon. Bases 1 to 1341 code for a protein of 446 amino acids. Lineage: Eukaryota; Fungi; Ascomycota; Dothideomycetes; Dothideales; Saccotheciaceae.
AUGGACCGCCAUGAGAAUACGUUUCCGCAAGAGAUCUGGGUGGAGGUCAUGAGAUAUUGCUCUCAGGAGAGCUUGGUCACCCUCUCGCGCGUUUCCCCUCUGUUCUGCACAGAAGCUCGUAAGUUGUUGCUUCGAACGGUCAGAUCAAAAUAUCCAACCAGCCAAGAGGACAAUCAUAUGGGUGUCAUUCACAGACCAUAUGCGUUCUACGACUUACUGAGCAAGUAUCAGGUCGACUGGAGACGGAUGAUUAGAUCCAUUGAGCUUCAUUGGCUAAGCGAAUACGUGGGCAAAGAUGGCGAGAAUGCACUGUUUGGAAGGGAGAAGCCAGUCGAAGACCAUCUCAUCUUCAGGACUGCAAUGCUGUUAUGUGAAUGUCAUCAUCUCAACGAUUUUCAUCUCAGUGUCAGAUUUCUCAAGGUGGCCACAGCCAUGCUCAAGAACGCAUCUCCACCCCUAACUUCUCUUGACUUCUCCCUACCACAUCGAUAUUCUUGGGAAGAUACCUUUAGGGUCUUCAGCCUACCAACUCUUGACACCCUGGUGAUACGGAAUCUCCUUAGUCCGGAUCAACCUGCUUUUCGAUACCCUAGCGCAAUACCGGAUGCCCUACACGAACAACAUGCGGUCUCAAAUGUACGAGAUCUCAGACUUCUGGAUUGUGGCCCUCUUACUCAACAAAUAUCUCCAUUGUUUCAAUGGCCGAAAAAGUUGGAAAGGUUGAUUUAUGCACCCGCACGGUCGAAGUGCGAGCCAUAUUGGCGCACCAUUCUAAGGCGAACGGGUGAUAUUUCAGAUGCAGUGGACCUAUCCCUCGAAGUCCUCGCACCCUUGCGAUCUACGCUACAAGAGUUACACUUUGACCUUGGAUUGGACAGACACUGGAUAUUGCCUUUUAGAACUGGAGAACUGUUUCGACCCUUCACUAAACUAUCACAUCUUACUGCUCCCGUCGAGUUGAUCAUGCAAUCAAGCGGUCUUUCACGAUCGAGGCUUGACAAGCCAUUCUAUACCAACUUACCUCCUAGCCUGGAAGAUCUUGAGCUCAAGUUCACCUCAUACAUCUCCUGGCAUUCUAGAGCCGCUCACUCUGGCCUUAGUGCAGAUGCUUGCUUAGAAUCUGAUCCAGCUCAUCAGCUGUUUGACGAAAUCUCGACUCUCGCAGUGCAGAAGGAAGGAUCGUUUCCUGCAUUUCGUAAACUCACGCUCACUGGAGAUGGAGAGAAGCCUUUCUUGGUCAAAUGCUGUCACGUUGAUUAUGCUUUGGAUGAUCUUGAGAACAGAGGUGUACAUGUGGUGCAGCGCGACUGGUAUCGACAGUCCACGGAGACUUGGUCUUGA